Rhipicephalus microplus (southern cattle tick) is the source of this 10553-nucleotide messenger RNA. RefSeq names its product serine/threonine-protein kinase gek (gene gek). The record is from RefSeq and is a predicted model, not a curated record. Gene Ontology annotation, cellular component: cytoskeleton; cytoplasm. Gene Ontology annotation, biological process: actomyosin structure organization; peptidyl-threonine phosphorylation. Gene Ontology annotation, molecular function: protein serine/threonine kinase activity; ATP binding. Lineage: Eukaryota; Metazoa; Arthropoda; Arachnida; Ixodida; Ixodidae.
AUGCGGAUGGGAAGCAGCGGAUCUGCGAGCGAGUACGCUGUAGCGUGACAGGUUUAGCAGUAGGAAUUUCUCUUUUUAAUUUUAGCCGCUGCUUCGUUGGAUCUGUUACUUUUAUUACUGCGUAGGCGAGCUCGCACUUUCAGUUUUAUGAGCGCGAGUUCAUUUCCUGGCCAUCGGCGCGGGUCUACGCGCUCCGCGAAAAACAGUUACAGCAGCACAAACGAGUCAUCUCGUUUACGCUGCCCACACCUCGCAGGCGCUCGGUUCCUGCGUGCGGCGUCAACUAAGCCUAAGCGGGUGUAAAGUGCGGUUUCUCUUCUGUGUGUGCUUUAUUGUGCGUAGUGUGUGCGCGGUGUGUGCGUCGUGACGGAUAGUUGCCGCGGUGCUCGAUCGAACGCGCCAUGUCGUGUCGGCGUCACACGAACUGUGCGUGAGCUACGAUCUUGUGACCGUCUCCGGUAUGCCAGCGUCUCCGGGUGGACAACGUCGAGUGUUUGUCGUACGAGUCCCACUGCGCACAGUCGGGGCGUCACGGCGUUUCGCAUGAUUCGGAUAAGCGAUCAUCCGCCGAGCCUAGACAGAGCUACUUCGAGUUUGGAGCGUCGCCGGUGAUUGCCGCGAUGUCCAAGCGAACGGACACGCGCUGUCCGGACGACCGGAUCCGCGAGUUGGAACAGAUGUUCCUGGGCGGACCGGUGCUGGUCAGCGGAAAAGCGUUCACCGUCGAAGGUCUACUGGACGUGCUAAUUGUGCUCUACGACGAGUGCUGCAACUCGUCGCUUCGCAAGGAGAAGACCAUGACCAACUUCGUAGAAUACGUAAAACCAGUGGUGCAAAGGAUCAAAGACUUGAGGUUGACCAAGGAUGAUUUCGACGUACUCAAGGUCAUCGGGAGAGGAGCAUUUGGCGAGGUGGCUGUUGUGAAGGAAAGGAACACAGGGAAGGUGUAUGCCAUGAAGAUUCUCAACAAGUGGGAGAUGCUCAAGAGAGCUGAAACUGCCUGUUUCCAAGAAGAGCGUGAUGUGCUUGUUUUUGGAGACAGGCGGUGGAUCACAAACCUCCACUACUCAUUUCAGGACGACACCAACCUGUACCUUGUCAUGGAUUACUACUGCGGAGGAGACCUGCUGACCCUGCUCAGCAAGUUUGAGGACAAGCUCCCUGAGGAGAUGGCACGGUUCUACAUCACCGAGAUGAUCCUCGCCAUCGAUUCGAUACACUCGUUGCAUUAUGUGCACCGAGACAUUAAGCCAGACAAUGUGCUGCUCGAUGCCAAUGGCCACAUACGGCUAGCCGACUUCGGCUCUUGCCUUCGAUUAUGCGAUGACGGAACGGUUCAAUCCAAUGUUGCUGUAGGCACUCCUGAUUACAUAUCUCCUGAAAUUUUAAGGGUAAGCCAUGGAGACGGGCAGGGCAGGUACGGCCCCGAGUGCGACUGGUGGUCCCUGGGGGUGUGCAUGUACGAGAUGCUUUAUGGCGAGACCCCCUUCUACGCGGAGAGUCUUGUCGAGACCUACGGAAAGAUCAUGAAUCACAAGAACUGCUUUGACUUUCCGGACGACCCUGGCUGCAGCAUUUCGGAAGAUGCCAAGGAUCUAAUGAGGCGGUUGAUCUGCAGUGCCGACUGUCGACUUGGGCAAAAUGGACUCCAGGACUUCAAGAGCCAUGCGUGGUUCAGUGGAGUUGACUGGGAUCACAUACGAGAGAGUCGGGCGCCCUACAUUCCAGAGGUCAGCAGUCCAACAGACACUUCCAACUUCGACGUUGAUGAUGCUGAUCUCAAGCAACCAGAGUCGGGACCACCGAGCACCAAUGCAGUGUUCUCCGGGCUGCACCUGCCCUUUGUGGGCUUUACGUACACGCUAGGAAGCCGGCUGGCCAGUGGUGCGGGCGAGUCGGCUGUGGACGGUGUGGCUACCCAGUCGAGCGACCAGGGCCAUCUGGCAUGCCAGAAAAGGAUUCGGGCCUUGGAGAGGGAAAACGCAGAGCUGGGACAACGCUUGGCUAGUGAUCUCAAAAGAGGACUGCCCAAUUCCAGCAGUGAAGCGUUACAGAGGACGUCAUCAACAGACGGAGAGGUCCGUAGGCUUCAGGAUGAAGUUAACACCUUCAAGAAAAGGAAUGCAGAAUUGGAGCUGGAGCUGCAGCAGCGACAGUCUUUGUCCAAUUCUCAUGGGAGCUACCCCAUCGGGGAUGCCAAGGUCAAGGAGUUGGACAAGGCAUUACGACUAGCGCAUGUAGAGAAGGAAGACCUGCAACGAGAAUUUAACGAUGCCCAAGAAAGGCUAAAGCAGCAAAGCAAGGAGCUCAAGGAUGCCAUAGCACAGAAGAAACUAGCCAUGGACGAGUACACAGAAGUUAGCGAUAAACUGUCAGAGUUGCGGACACAGAAGCAGAAGCUUUCCCGGCAAGUACGGGACAAGGAAGAAGAGUUGGAGAGCGCAAUGCACAAGAUCGACAGCCUCCGACAAGACCUUAGAAAAGCGGACAAGCUGCGAAGAGAGCUUGAAGCUCGUGCAGAAGAGACGCAAGCUGAGGCCCUGAAGGAACGGCGGUUACGAGAGCGCAGCGAUGAGUAUGUGCACCACCUUGAAGGGGAGCUUGAGAAAAGCCAGGUUGGGCGGCCAGCACACGAUGUUUCUCAGGAGGUCUCCAGGUUGAAGAAUGAGCUGGAGAACCAAGAGAUGAAGUUUCGGGAGCUGGAGAUCCAACUGCAAACGCGGCAUGCCAAUGAGCUGGGCACAAUUCGUGACCAAUUUCGAGAAGCCGAUGGGGCCAGGGAUGCCCUGCUCAAAGAGGUUAUGUUACUAAAAGAGAAGAGUGAGAAAUCUCGUGUUGAAAGUGCCAUCGAGAACCAGGAGACCCUAGCGGAGAUUAAGAAAGCGCACGAGCGAGAGAAGGCAAUGCUCCGCGAGGAAGUCCACAAGCUCAGUGAAGAAAGGGAAAGGCUUGCUGAGACGCUGCGGAGGCAGCUGGAAGAACGCCGUUGCCUGGAGGAUGAGAUUGGCCAGCUGAGGGAGAAGAAGGAGUCUGUUGCCCAGUGGGAAGCACAGAUCAGCGAGAUCAUUCAGUGGGUGAGUGAUGAGAAGGAUGCCCGCGGCUACCUCCAGGCAUUGGCUACCAAGAUGACCGAAGAACUGGACUACCUCAGGAUGAGCGGUCUUCCCACGCCUACUGCGGACAAGAAUUGGCGCAACCGGCGUUCCCAGAAACUGGAGAAGAUGGAGCUGCUGACCCUUCAGUCCAACCUGCAGAGCGAGAUUCAGGCCAAGCAGGCUGUCAGUGAAGAGCUCACACGUGUCCGUGCCGAACUGGUCGCUCAGCAGAAAGAGCAGCGUAAACUGCAGCAGGAGCUUGACCACUUUCGCAAGGAGUCUACGAAGAAGGACUCCCAAAUCCGGGACCUGCAGCAACGCCUAGAUGCUGCAGGAGAUGGAUUCCUGGAGCGACCCUCUUCGCAGAUGUCCUUUCUGGACCAGUUCCUGAAGGACACGUCUAGGCUGAAUCAUAGUGACAGUGGCGAGUCGGCUGACCAGGUUACCAAUGACACUGAAGCCGAGCUGGAAGGGGGACCCCAGUCACCUCCACUUCCACCGGUGGCAAUCAUCAACAAGACAACCAGUGCUGAGGAACACAGAGGAAUCAAAAUUUCAUCGCCCAUUGCUGACAUUCGCUCUCAAAUAACCGUUCUUGCACCAAAGCCCAAGGCCCACCAGUUCCUAGUACGGACCUUUGUAGCCCCUCUAAAAUGCAACCACUGUACCUCCCUUAUGGUUGGUCUCAUCCGCCAGGGGGCAGUUUGUGAGGUGUGCGGUUUUGCCUGCCACGUCACAUGUCAAGACAAGGUGCCUGCAGUGUGUCCUGUACCCAUGGAUCAAACCAAGAGGCCAGUCGGGAUUGAUCCCACACGAGGUGUUGGCACGGCUUACGAGGGUUAUGUGAAGGUGCCCAAGCAAGGUGGUGUUAAGAAAGGCUGGCAGCGCCAGUUUGUGGCCGUGUGCGACUUCAAGCUCUUCCUGUACGACCUUCUUCAGGACAAGAAUGUGCAGCCCGCAGUGGCCGCGUCCCAAGUGCUAGACAUGAGAGACGAGGAAUUCUCAGUGACGUCGGUGCUCGAGUCAGAUGUCAUCCAUGCAAAUAGAAAGGACAUUCCUUGCAUAUUUCGGGUGUCGACGUCCAUGAUGGACCCUCCGGGGCUGCAGAGCCAGACCCUGAUGAUGGUGGACAAGGAGAGUGAGAAGGUUAAGUGGGUGGACGCACUCAACGAACUACACCGCAUCCUGCGCCGAAACAAGCUGCCACACCGGACAGUAUUCCAGGCAAAGGAAAUCUUAGAUAGCACUGUUGUGAUUAUCAAGAAUGCCUUAUCAGCAGCUGUGAUAGAACCAGACAGAGUCGCUCUGGGUACUGAGGAGGGGCUCUACUGUGUGGAUUUGGAUAGGGAAGAAAUUGCCCGCAUUGGUGAUGGCAAGAAGAUUGCCCAACUUGAAUACAUUCCAGAGGAGCAGCUCCUCAUCGCAAUUGCAGGAAAGCAGCGGCAUCUGCGCUUGAUUCCUGUGGGUGCCCUUGAUGGCCACGAUGUAGACUGGAUCAAGGUGGCCGACACCAAGGGCUGCACCACCUUCUGCACCACCCACAUGGAUCAUGGCGGAGCGCCCACCUAUUACUUCUGUGUUGCCGUCAAGAAGCAGGUGCUGGUUCAUCAGGUGAACCGGACAAAAAGCCGUCACGGUGGCCGACAGGUCAUCAGCGUUCCUGGCGUGGCCCAAUGUCUCGAUGUGUGGCAGGACCGACUCUGCGUUGGCCUUCCCUCUCUCUUCUACCUCUACAAUCUACAGGGCACCGCAGAACCAGUCUGUUUAGUCCAGCCUGACAACAACCUGUCUUUUCUCCAUCACAAUCCCAUGGAUGCCUUCAUGGCUGUGGAACUUCCCAACAAUGAAUACUUGCUGGUUUUCAGCCAACUGGGAGUUUUUGUGAAUGGUCAAGGGAAAAAGACGCGUGACAAGGAAGUCAUGUUCUCUGCCGUGCCCUUGUCAGUCAGUUAUUUUGACUCGUACCUCUGUGUGUACAUGGAGUCCCACGUGGAUGUGUUUGAGGUGACAUCUGGGGACUGGGUGCAAACAAUGAAUUUGAAAAAGACAAAGCCUCUGUGCCGUGAUGGGCAGGUCUGCUUCACUCUCGUCACUGAAGCUCCGCACGUGAUCUACAUGCACCCGAUCCACAGGAGGGAGUAUGCUGUGCGCGUCUGUGGCCCUACGGAAUCGGGCUCCCAUCGUCCCACCAUGAGUGGAGGGGGCAUGACACACGUGGCGCCCCCUCUACGAGGAUCCACCUCCUCCAUGGCCGCAGCACUUGUGACUCGAGCUAGGCGGAGGUUUUCUGUACGAGAAGCCGAGAAACAAAAGGCUGGUGACCGGCGAUCAAGAAUGAUAUCUGCACCAUCCAACUUCAACCACAUUCAACACAUGGGUCCCACUGAGUUGCAGAAGCUCAUUGAUCUACCCACGACAGUGCAAGGAGUUGCAGCCAUGGAGGAGAAAAGAGCAUGGGUCAAGUCUGUGAAGCCACCAGGUGUUCCAUUGCAACCCAAGCGGCCAGCACCACUGGCUCCUGGCACUGUACCCAGGACAGCUAAAUCCUCACUGACUGCAUCACCUGAUGGAUCGCUGUCAUCUCAAGAACAUGGCUCCAUGCUUCAAGGCUCGGCACAUGAUGAGUCGAGAGGACAGCAAGCGAGUCCACGGCACUCGAUUGCCUCCAACAAUAGCUCCAACUUGAGCACCCCGCCGAGUCCCGUCGACUUGGGCCUCGGACUGGAAGACCCGCGCGAACAGUUCUCCUCCAGCUACGAGUCUCAGAGCUAAGGUCACGCUGCGAUCAGACGUCAUCGAUUCAGUCAGCAACGUCACCAUCUGUUACGUCAUUAGCUGCCUCCAGUUCGAGCACCGUGGCUGCUCACAAGCACUUUUGUUUUAUUUGUGUGUUUGGUGCUCGCGUGUGUCUAGAAAGAGGUUAUGAAGCAUAUUUUUUGCUGCUUUCUUUUUAAAUUUGUCCCUUUUCGCUCAGGUGAAAGCAGGCUGUAGGUGGCCACUGUGGCUUGUCUUUGCACCAGUGCGGUGUCGGGGACACACAUAGAAGCACCAAUGUCUUCAUACGUUUUAGUGGCCACGCCUGUUUUCUAUAAUGUGGUUCUUAUUCUGUAACUUGGUCGUUGACUGACCCUGCAUACGAACUUUUUACCAGUGGUGCUGAUAGCAUCUUCUGCCAAGCUUUACAAAGUGCACAGCCAAGUCCAGCUGUUCAGUGGCUUGCCAGGACAUGCAACCUCUACACUCGAACAUGCUGGCUGUAAGGGCCAGUGCAUCAAUUGCGGCAAGUUGCUACUUAAAGGAAACUGCAGCGUCUCCACAGCGAUACCAACCGGCUCGUGUCGCAAGUAUUCAUUUUCAAACAAAAUUUGUCAAACUGUUUUGCGGCCUAAGAUGAGGCAGACGGGUGACAGCGGCAAAGGUGCACGUAGCCAAAUGACACGAGAUGCUUAUUAUUAUUAUUUUUUUUUGAGCAACUCACUUCCAGAGCCUUGCCCGUUUCAAGUGUGUAAGUGCUUCUUUUGAACCUUGUUCUUUUUAGAGUUCAAGCGUUACGCUAGCACCAACAUUGGAAUGCUCAGGUUACUAGGGAAACCUUACUAGUAUGUCUUUCAGCAUUGUGUUUUGUGCUGUCGUGCACAUAAAGGCUUCUGAAUCAGAGUCUAAACUGGAAACGUAUUAGAGCAUGUUGCCUCGCAUGCAUCGUGCUGUGGAUUCUGUAUAAAUGAACUUAGUACCCACAGUUUUACGCCAGCUGUUAAACAUUGUGUGGAUAAUGUUGUCUUUCUGUUCCUCUGUUGGCAAUAUUAGUAUAUCAAACAUUUAGUAGCAUUUAGUGGUUCUCAAAACAAAUGCUGACAUUUCUUUUCCUUCUUUAACCUACACUUAGAGAUUAUAUAGAUGUAUAUUUGUAAAGGUACAAAAUUAGUUAUUAUAAGCACACAUAUGACGAUUCGAAGUAAUCUUGGAGAACCCUGUGCAUUGCUGCAGCUGCUCUUCAGUUGUCAUUGAGAAGCGACUCUGUUAUGAGAGCACAUGUAGUGUUGGUGUGUUGUCCACAACAUAAACAGUAUAUUAAAGGCAAAAAGGAACUCUGGAACCACACAUUAAUGGCUAGAAGCACAGAGCACUUAAUUUUUUGCCACUUCACGUCAUGAUGUUGUUUGGCAAUUUUGGUGUUUAUGUGCAACAUAUACUUUGAAACGGGUAUAAAGUCACUGCAGUGGCAACACAUUUCCCUUUUUUUUUUCUUAUUUGGUUUUUGCCCAAGAUAUAUUUUUGAGGUUCUGACCAUAAAAGAGGUAUAAAGCUUGACAUAUUUGGACGUGCCAACAGGAACCAGCAGAGUCGCGAUAGCGUUCUCAUAUCUGAAUUUCGGUAAAAUGUUAAGUUGGCCUACAUAGAAAGGUCUAUACGCAGUGCUGCCACUUUCUGCAGUAACAGUGAUAAUUAUUGGUCUUGCUGCACUUCUAAAAUGUUAAUUAGUUUUGUAUAAUCAAAUGCAGAUUAGAUAAGGCUAAGGUUAGUGUUGGCUGGUGCUGCAGCAGUGCUUCUCCUAAGAGUGCUUUGCACAUUUAGACACGGUUUUUGUUUCUUUCCAAAAGUUGAGUUUCUUGAGUAACAUGACCUGAAGCAUUGUUACAAGUUGCUUUUAUCGUGCACAAACAGUAGCAUAUAUUCUGAUGAGAGAAAUGCUGCAUCAAUUUUUUUUAAAUAGUUUUUUGUCACUGCUGAAAGAUGACACUUUGACAAGUAUUUUCAGUCUAGUACUGUGCACUGAUACGUGCACUUUGUGGGGCUUUUAUGUAAAACUUUUUCCAUACAUGAUGGCGUACCGCUACCUCUGACUUUUGUAAAUAAUGCCUGGUGUUGCCGCCAUUUUUCUUUUUUUUUUUUGUCACCUGAUAUCGGGGAUAAGGCCACACCAUUGCUUUUCUAUGUGUGCCCAUAUAACUGUAGAGAACAAUUGAUUUGCCAUUACAGAAUCCCGAUGUGGAAUGAAACUAGAGUCAAACCUCGUUGAAUGUGAGGUUGCAUCCGACUUGAAAACUUCUUGGUUAUAUCCAACAUUUCUUGGUUAUAUCCAACAUUUGUUAUAUAAAUGUAUACUGUUGUUACAUUAUUAUACCAGCAGUGAGACAUUUUAAGUUUACUUUGUUAUGUCCGUUAUAUUGAGAUGUGACUGCAGUAUAGAGAUGUAUUUUUCAAACUUGCAUGUCUUACAAACGCUACCAGUUUUUUGGGACACUCUCUUUGGGGAGCACAAAACUGGUUACUCGAAGUAGUGCUGAAGCUUAAACUUACUCUGCUGAGGCCAGUGCAGUUUGCGUGAAACAUGAGUCGCGCACCUUGAAUUGGUGAAAUCAUAAAAGUGAUGACAACACUGGUUCUGUUCCCCAAAAAUACACACCCUAAAUUGACUAUGCAGAAUUCAGAAAAAAUGGACAACGUAUACUCCAGUUUUGAAAGUUCAAGAUUUUAGACUUAAAUCAACAUCAUGUGCAGCUGUGCGCAAAAUUCUUUGAAGCUUUAGAAAUAGGGAAACGAAGCUUAAUUCUUUCGCAUAUGGGCUAGCAGCGGGGUGUUGAGUAGUGCAGUUUAGAUGAAAAGUUUGGGUGCCAUGAGACAAGAGGUAUUUACUUCUAGCAGUUUGUAUCCAUGGCAGAUAGAUCUAUACAACACUGUAUUGUUUGAAUUAACUGCACACAAGCUGGGAGCUAGAAUAAUGUAAGGGAUACAGAGACCUUCGGGUAAACUUUUCUCAGAUUUCAUGGUCUAUAAAAUUUCGGAAGGAGACUGUAAAGAUCACACCUUAGAUCUUCAACUGUAGACCUCAGCUUCAAUGAAAGUCUUCUGUUCGUUUAGUCUUUUGUGAGCAGCUGUGCAGUAUUUGCAGAAGGUAUUGAAACUUUUAUGCAUUUAGAAUGCAGAGCAGUCCAGAGCAAAGGAGAGCUAUAAAAGAUAUUUCUUUUCAUCACUACAUGCACGGAGCUGUAAAAGUCCCAUGGUGCUUUUGUACACUGUCUUUCAAAAGUAGUGUCAAGACGUGUGCAAGCAUCUUCGAUAAAGAAGACAGAAGCUACGACCUGUGGUGUUGGCCGCAGAAAUCUUUCAUAGAUUACUUGGUGAGGCUAUUUAUUCGGGCUUCUGUAGUGUUGCGGGCAUCUUUUUCCACCAAGUUCUCGCCACCAGAUGGACCCACACAGCAAAGUCUCACAGCACUUUGCUUUCUUCUGUUCGUCCUGUCCUUGCACUGCUGCACAGUUUAACUUCAACAUGUACCAUCCGGUGGUUAAAGUUUACAUUAUUUUGCAGUAACAAGCUGUUUUCAAGAGUGGAUUCCCUGAUUUUGAUGUUGUACCCAUCCAACCCUCUGCACUUGGUCUUUUGCAAGUUCUGCUAUUGUAUUUAAGAUCAUGUUGCCUGUGCCCAAUGCUCUGUGUGGGGACAAUCAAUGCUCUCUUUUGACGCUAUGUGCAAAACAGGGAUUGAAGUAAAGAAGCACACACUCUCACCGGUGCUAGAGAGCACAUGUUGCAUAUGUGUAUAGCUUUUUUGAAAAAAAAAAAACCUUUGUUUUAAUUUAUUUAGAGACCACAGCUUUGGAGGAGCCUAGAGAGUGAGCUGUGCAAUGUUGGUUGUCUGCCUUGCCCAUUGCAAAAUGAGGAGCACUGUUUAUUGUGUUGAGUAUUCUAUACAAAUAUAGCCCUUUUUUGAAGGGGGGAUGUUAACAUGUGUACAUUGCUUUGGCCAAGAACCUGUACUUUCUUUCUUUUUUUUUUCUAGAGUACAAAGUGAAGACUGCAGGUGCUAACAAGAGGCAAUGAGUGCGAUUUAUGCGAUAUUGAAGUGGCGAGAAAACCUUUCACUCAAUCACGAGAAACGAGUCUUGGCCAAGGUGUUAAUAACAUGCUGUUUGCUUAUGCGUGCUGUGGGGACUUAGUGACUUCAAAUGGUAUGAUGUCACUGGGACAAAAAAAAAAAGUGUUGUGGCCUACUCACAAUACUGAAAUAUUUCUCUUGAGGCCACAUUUUGUAAUGAUUCUUUUUCAUUUUUUAAUCUAUACUAACUGCUUUUUUUUAUCCUCAGUUAUGCCAAGUGUUCAAUUUUGGACACUUGGCAUAACUGAGGAUAAAUCUUCUAAUCGCAUACUCGCAUUUGAUGUUCUGGUUUACGUAUGUUAACACCUUCGGGUGCAUAAGGUAUGGCCAUGUGUAUGUGUGCAGACUAGUAGCGAAAUGCGAGAGAAAUGAAUUUCAAUAAUCGUUACAAAAUGUGGCCACCGCUUGCCUUUUAUCUAUCUCUGCGUGCAUUUCCACAUUUCUCUGCUACUACUGUUGCAUAAGGAGAGCGUUGCUGCCUGUUCUGUCAGUAGAAAUUGCCAAUUCACAAACAUGCUUGUACAUAUAUGUAAAACAUAUGAUGAUAGUAGUAAAACCAAAUAUGGUUGUCUUUUAAAA